Messenger RNA from Enhydra lutris kenyoni (northern sea otter), 1935 nucleotides. RefSeq names its product replication factor C subunit 5. The record is from RefSeq and is a predicted model, not a curated record. Lineage: Eukaryota; Metazoa; Chordata; Mammalia; Carnivora; Mustelidae. Gene Ontology annotation, molecular function: DNA clamp loader activity; ATP hydrolysis activity; ATP binding. Gene Ontology annotation, cellular component: DNA replication factor C complex; nucleus. Gene Ontology annotation, biological process: DNA repair; DNA-templated DNA replication. The transcript is spliced from 11 exons. The coding region runs from base 111 to 1133 and encodes 340 amino acids.
GCGCGAACUCUAAGUGCCGGAGUGCCUGGGCCCGCGCGCGGCUAGUGACUGUGCAGGUCACCGGGCCCCGCGGCGACCCCAGCGGACCUGGACACCUUUAUCACCCCGCCAUGGAGACCUCAGCGCAGCAGGAGCAGCAGCAGCCUGUGGCGGCCAAGAUCAGAAACCUGCCCUGGGUUGAAAAAUACCGGCCACAGACACUGAACGAUCUGAUUUCUCAUCAGGACAUUCUGAGUACCAUUCAGAAAUUUAUUAGUGAAGACCGCCUGCCGCACCUGCUUCUCUAUGGUCCUCCAGGGACAGGAAAGACCUCCACCAUCCUGGCCUGUGCAAAACAGCUGUACAAAGAUAAGGAAUUUGGCUCCAUGGUCUUGGAGCUGAAUGCUUCAGAUGACCGAGGAAUAGAUAUCGUUCGCGGACCCAUCCUGAGCUUUGCUAGCACAAGGACAAUAUUUAAGAAAGGCUUCAAACUAGUGAUCCUGGAUGAAGCGGACGCCAUGACGCAGGAUGCCCAGAACGCCUUGAGGAGAGUGAUUGAGAAAUUCACGGAAAAUACCAGAUUCUGCCUCAUCUGUAACUACCUGUCAAAGAUCAUCCCCGCCCUGCAGUCCCGGUGUACAAGGUUCCGAUUCGGCCCCCUGACUCCUGAACUCAUGGUCCCCCGCCUGGAACACGUCAUAGAAGAAGAGAAAGUGGACCUGAGUGAGGACGGGAUGAAAGCACUUGUGACCCUUUCCAGCGGAGACAUGCGAAGGGCUCUGAACAUUCUGCAGAGCACCAACAUGGCCUUCGGGAAGGUGACGGAGGAGACGGUCUACACGUGCACCGGGCACCCCCUCAAGUCCGACAUUGCCAACAUUCUGGAUUGGAUGUUGAAUCAAGACUUCACCACGGCCUACAGAAAUAUUAUGGAGUUGAAGACGCUGAAGGGGUUGGCGCUCCAUGACAUCCUGACCGAGAUCCACCUGUUCGUGCACAGAGUUGACUUUCCAUCUUCAGUUCGAGUGCAUUUAUUGGCCAAAAUGGCAGACAUAGAGUACAGACUCUCUGUAGGCACCAACGAGAAGAUUCAGCUGAGUUCCCUCAUUGCUGCUUUCCAGGUCACCAGGGACCUGAUUGUCACAGAGGCCUGAACACCGAGCCUGUUCGCAGCGAUUCGCGGGCCUCGCAGACACCAGCCGGUGGGACUGAAUUAACAGCUGGGCACGAACGCCACGACCGCCCCAAGCUUUGGGAAACUCUGUUCCCGGCGUGGUUGGGCCAAGGUUCAGAAAGUAGCGUUUGAGGCCGGGCAGAGCAGGUAAAGAACAGUUGGAACGCCCAGCUCUCUGCUACACUGCCCACUUGUGUUUUAUAGGGAAAAAGAAAGCGCAAUGAGCUUUUUGGGGGUUUUUUUCUUUUGUUUUUUAAAGCCUUAAGGCUUUCACCUUUCAGUUGCUUGGAAGGCAGGAAAUCGGCCUGCUCCAUUUUGGUCUAGAACCUAGGGUUUCCCAACCGCCCGUGGGGCAGCGUCUUCUAACUCCAGGUGAACAGAGGAGCCCCAUGUGGAAGUGCACAGAUCUCAAUGGGGGCGCGGUCUCCGGAUCUGCUCUGAGUAGGUGUCAAAGAAGAAAAAGAGAUGUGCAUCGAUUUCUGGCCCAAACUGCUGUACUCUUAUAAAUGGGCUCAGCUGUCUUACUUUAAAAUUGUCUUUUUAUUUCUCCUCUACUAGCACAUUCCUAAUUGUGGCAGGGACAGCAGGGGUAGGGACCUGGGCUUCUGUCAGUGUGGGCGGGGCAGGUGCGCUGGGGCUGGGCUCCAAACCCACCCCCCAACCACCACCAAUGCGGGAAGGACAGGGCCCCGCGGACAGGGUGGCAGUCGCUCUUGCAGCAAACAGGCUGCCUUUGUUGAUAACAUUCUUUUCGGUAAAAAUAAAGCAGCUUGCAUGCUGGC